AUGUGGUUGUCCGAGUCUAGACUUUCUUUUGCUAUCUUUGCCUGGUCGGCUGUUCUGGGCACUACGUUACUAAUCCAGCGAGAGAGUCUGAAAAGAUGUUCAUUAUGGGUUAGUCUAAUCCUGCUUAGUAGAGCAUUGGAUUUAGCCGAACUGUUUUCUACCCUGUUUAUCACCCUCACUGCCCGGACUAGAAAGUAUCUCAAAGGUUGUUUAUUACUGGUCACAGCCGCACUUAGUCUUUGUUUACUAGUUGGUUAUGGGAGGGAGCCUAAGUGGUCAGUAUUGGGGAUGAUUUUUACGAUAGUUUAUGUUCUUUUAUCUAUUGGAGCACCAGUUUUGUACAUUAUCAAAUGGGUGUACAAAUCAAGACGCCGAACGGCUCUUAAAAAGACACCAGUGAUCAAAAGAAGGUUUGGGAAAGAGAUAAGACUACCUUCAAUUGCCGUUAGUACGGAACUAAGACAUCUUAGAACCAAGACCGAUUUUGUGAUUAAUGGGGUCGUGUAUAUCAGAAAGGGAGAAACAGUCGAGUUACUAAGGACGAUUGGAUCGUACUAUUCAGUAAGAAACUCAACCGGCACCGAGUACAUUGUUCCUAAAGCCAAUUUCUUCUAG
Molecule: messenger RNA, 615 nt
Organism: Nematocida homosporus
Lineage: Eukaryota; Fungi; Microsporidia
Exons: 1
Coding region: 1-615 (204 amino acids)
Source: RefSeq, a predicted model, not a curated record